UAUGUUAAUAUUCAUCCGAGUGCAUCUCGCACGCGCGUCCCUCGAGGUUUUGUUUUGUUUUUUUUUUUGCAAAUAUAAAACAUUAUACUUGAAACAUCAAUCACACACACACACACACACAUAAUAUUGUAAUUAUUGAUAUAAUAUGCUCGUGUCGAUUGUGCCGGGCAAGUCCCCGACCGCGGAGUGUGUCCAAGACGAAUGCCAACAGAAUUGGCCGUGAAUAUUAUAUACCUACGAUUAUUCUUGUAACAGUGACUUUCGACGACCACAAUAAAGGUUACGCCUUGGGAACAUUAGCCAUACUAAAGCGCACACAAUAGCGGUUAAUUUUCGGAAACGACAUUUUUACAUAUUUUACCGACCGGUCCGUCGCGCCGAACAAAACGGCCAAUUGCGGCGAAAAACGGUCUGCUAGCCGCACACAUAGUGAUUGUAGGUCGGCCGGGCGAAAAAUAUAAUUAUUUAUAUUUGCACACACACUAACAGUCCAGGCGUGUGUGUAAUCCCGUAUACAAGCGACCGGUGAGCAAAAUAAGUCAGAACAUGAUUUACAAAAUGAGAAGCAAAUCUCCCCAGAUCUUGUACGCCGUUUCAGCUUCAUUGGGCGCAUUCGUGAUCGGCACGAUUCUGGGAUGGUCGUCGCCCACACUGCCAAUGCUGGAAAGUGGAGAGGCGGUCAGUUUCGAGGUGACAUCAGCUGGAGCGGCGACGGCAGGGUCCUUGUUCGGGCUGGGCGCGGUCAUCGGAGCGGUGCCAGCGGGUGCCGUGUCAUCGGCCUUUGGCCGCAAAGUGUCGCUUUUGGUUAGCGAAGCCCACGUGCUCUUCGGUUGGCUAAUGAUAGCGUUCCCACAAGCGAUGCGCAUGCUGUACAUCGGCCGGAUUCUACAAGGUGUAGGCUGCGGUGCCAUGUGCGCGAUUAUACCCACUUACGUUGGCGAAAUAGCCGAAGCCGACAUACGAGGCUUUCUCGGCGGCAUGUAUCAGUUGUUCAUCGUCUCCGGCAUUUUCUACUCAUACGUGCUCGGCAACGUGUUGACUUACAGCCAGUUGAACUUUGCGUGCGCCAUGUGGAUGUUCGUGCACAUCAUAGCCGUGGUUUACAUGCCGGAGUCGCCAUACUAUUUCAUCCGGGCCGGCAAGACGGAGAAAGCCAGCGAUCAACUGGCCAGACUCCGCAAGUACGGGCACGACUUUCAAGCUGAACUCAAGGAAAUACAGACAUUCGUGGAUGACGAACAAAAGAACCAAUACACUGCCCGCGAAGUGUUAGAAAAAGACGUGAAUCGCAAAGCACUGAUAAUAGGAGUGGGUUGCAUGUUUUUCCAGCAAUUGUCCGGCAUCAACGUGCUCAUCUUCUACCUAAAGCAUAUAUUCGAGAGCUCCGGCAGCAACAUCAGUCCCGCAUUGUCCACAACUAUCGUGGGCGUAACCCAGGUCGUCAUGACAUUCGUAGCGAUGCUUGUAACGGACAAGUGGGGCAGACGAACGUUAAUGAUCUACUCGAUGACGUCGAUGGGCAUAAGUUUCAUGGCCUUGUCUUAUUAUUACUUUGUGAAAACUCACAAUUUCAAAAUUGCAGAUUCUUUGAGUUGGUUACCGUUGGCGGCAAUCAUUGUCUAUAUCGCCAUGUUUUCUGUCGGCUGUGGACCCUUACCGUUUGUCAUCAUAGGAGAGAUAUUCUCUUCUGAACUUAAAUCCCUUGGUACGGGCAUAGCCACUGCUACCAACUGGAUAUUAGUAUGGCUAGUCACGUGCUUGUCCACUCCUUUGGACACAUUGAUCGGACCUAGUGGCGCUUUUUUCGUUUACUCGGGAUUUUGUUUUUUGGGCAUGUUGUUCGUGGUCAACCGAGUACCGGAAACGAAAAACCGAUCUCUGGCCGAAAUCCAAUCAGACUUGGAGAAGUACUGAUCAAGUCCAAACCGGUGAUACGAGCCAUUUUAUCAUCAAAGCGCGUAUAUAAAACAAAUUCAAUGUACAUAAACACCGUUAUAAUUAACGAAAUUGUAAUUAAGUAUAAGUAUUUUUCGAUUAUUACAAUUAUUUAUAUAGCUGUAAGUUUUAGGAAAAAAUCACAUAAUUAUUAAAAUCCAUGUAUUUAUUGAUACAGUAAGUAGCCAUUUAUCCAGCGCCAUUAAGUAUCAUUACCAUUAUU
Messenger RNA from Adelges cooleyi (spruce gall adelgid), 2158 nucleotides. Its product is annotated as facilitated trehalose transporter Tret1-like. The coding region runs from base 547 to 1914 and encodes 455 amino acids. Gene Ontology annotation, cellular component: membrane. The transcript is spliced from 6 exons. Gene Ontology annotation, biological process: transmembrane transport; carbohydrate transport. Lineage: Eukaryota; Metazoa; Arthropoda; Insecta; Hemiptera; Adelgidae. Gene Ontology annotation, molecular function: sugar transmembrane transporter activity. The record is from RefSeq and is a predicted model, not a curated record.